Molecule: messenger RNA, 729 nt
Organism: Emiliania huxleyi CCMP1516
Lineage: Eukaryota; Haptophyta; Isochrysidales; Noelaerhabdaceae
Exons: 6
Coding region: 1-729 (242 amino acids)
Molecular function (GO): protein binding
Source: RefSeq, a predicted model, not a curated record
AUGCUCGUUGUGCUGCUCGCGGCAGCGUCGGGCAAUCCGGCCGUCGUCGCCGCCGCAUCACCGUUGGCGGCUCCGGCGAGGGCGCACCGUGCGCUCGCGCCGACUCUCGACUGCAACGGGGUCCUCGCCGCCGUGCACAAGGCGCUGAACGGGAAGGACUGGACAAAGGAAGUGAACGGACGGUUCGUUGGGUACGACGUCGGAUGGCAGUGGCCCGACCCUUCGAUCGAUUGCUGCAAUAAGGAGUUUGUCAGGUGCAACAAAACAACACACGAGGUCGCGGAGCUGGAUCUGCGGCACAUCGGCAGGCUCAAGGGCACUCUCCCAGUCCAGCUCGGCCAGCUCACCUCGCUCGAGUACCUCGACCUCAAAGGCACCCUCGGCGUCACCGGCACUCUGCCGCCCGAGCUCUUUGGCAGCAAGAUGAGCGAGCUGAUCGCGGUUCGGGCCAACACCAUAACCGAGCUGUGGGUCGACAGCACGCGCAUGUCGGGGACGAUAAUGGAUUCGGUCUCGCGGCUGGGGAGGCUGAAGACGCUCGAGCUCGACGACAACUCGUUCUCCGGCACCGUCCCGCCCUCCCUCUCGAGGUCGCGGUACCGCUCGAUGUUCACGAUCAAGGUCGGACCGCAGCGCAUCACCUUUAUGAUCGGCGCCGGCCCGCAGCUCCAGUUCAUCAAGGCCAAGGACGAGGUCCUCGACCAGGCGCCCUUCAUCAGCCUUAAUUAA